CAGUAGUCUUAAAAGUAGAUUGAAUCUGCACAGUCAGUUGAUUCAGCAUGUGUUUCAGGAAGGAAAGGAUUUACCUGAAUCCAGAUUUUCAUCAAGAAAAGACUUGGCCUGUGGCACAGCUGGCAUAUUAUUGCAGUACGUCAGUAAGGAGUGAAAUUUAGAGUUUUAAUCGAAUCGUUUUUCAAAGGUGUAUGUUAGACAUUUCAGGGGAAAUGAUAACGCGACAUUUCAUUUGAAUUCGAAGCAUUGUUUCAAUGAAUUCUGAAUCCAGAUUAUUACUUUUUUUAUUUUUUGGAGUGAAUAUCACUGGUACUGAACAAAUAUGUUAAUUUACAGAAAAAAAUAACACAAUUCUGAAUGAGUAUUGUCCUUUGUCUCUUUAGUUUGGAGAAGAGCCGGGCGUGGUAAAAACAAUUAUAAAUGGUUGUUGUGGUCUAUGCAAGUUAUCAAUCCUACUAUUUCCUUGCAAAGAUAUUUCAGAGUUCAGCAAUGUCCGUGUAUUUGUCAUGUUGUGGUUGAUGAAGUUCCCUCAAAUGUCCACAUGGAGACAUUGUAGACCAUGACAUUUAUUCUUCCUCGUCGGAGGAUCACGGCUCCUCCCAGAUUCAGAGGAUGAUGAUGUUCUCAGACGUUUGGAACAAAGAGGCGUAGAAGGUGAAGGAGGAGGAUGUAGCGAUGAUUGCUGUUUCGCGCUUUAAAAUAGUAUCGUUCAUUUUCUGAUCGGGCUUCAGUUCUUGAUUUUGGGACGAUACUGAACAGAUUUCUCUAUGCAAUUUUCCUGAAUGUUUGGAAGUAUGAAUGUGCCGGCAAGAUCGAGCUCUGUGUGGAUGUAUUUCUUGUUCGUGCUGCUGGAUUGUUACUGGGAAGCGGCGAUGGGACAGCGCUCAUAUUCCGUCUCAGAGGAAGUAAAUCUGGGGACUGUUGUCGGAAAUAUCGCUAAAGAUCUGAACAUCAAUGUCCAGGAUUUGGAAUCUCGCAUGUUUCAGAUCGUUGCUGGAUCAAAGAGGAAGUAUUUUGAGGUAAAUCUAAAGACUGGUGCUCUCUACGUUAAUGAGAGAAUAGAUCGAGAGGAGCUGUGCGGUGAUGAACAAAAAUGUUCACUUAGUGUCGAAGCAGUUAUUAAUAAUCCACUGAAAUUGUACCGUAUUGAAAUUACAGUAUUAGAUGUGAAUGACAAUUCCCCUUCAUUUCUGAGCACGUCACAGGCAAUCGACAUUAAUGAAAACACAGCGGCAGGAGCUAAAUUUCCCCUGCAACCUGCUGACGAUGCAGACGUUGGAAAAAAUACUGUAAAUACCUACAAGCUGAGUCAAAAUGAACAUUUCUCUCUCGAGACACUGAAAGGAGAGACUGUCACGCCCGAAUUGGUGCUUCAGAAAGUUUUAGACAGAGAAAAACAGUCUGUGAUUAGACUCACUCUGACUGCCAUUGAUGGAGGAACACCGACUAAAUCAGGCAGUAUGACUAUAACGGUAAAUGUUUUGGACAUAAAUGAUAAUUCUCCUGUAUUCAGUCAAACUCUGUACAAAGCCAGUGUGUAUGAGAAUGCAAAGAUUGGAACAUCAAUAAUAACAUUAAAUGCCACCGAUUUAGACGAAGGCCAAAAUGGACAAGUGUUAUAUUCUUUCAGUAAAGUAGGUCGAGGGAAACAGACGGAUUUGUUUGCUAUUGAUGAAAAAACAGGGACUGUAACUAAUAAAAAGAUUAUCGAUUUCGAAGAGAAUAAUACUUUUGAGAUUCGAGUACAAGCCAGUGAUCAAGCUUUCCCACCAAUGACCUCACAUGCCAAAUUAUUGAUUCAAGUUUUAGACGUCAAUGACAAUGCUCCGGAAAUUUCUGUCACAUCACUGUUGAACUCUGUGAAAGAGGAUGCAUCCAUUGGCACCGCCAUCGCUCUUGUUUCAGUAUCUGAUAAAGAUGGAGGUAAAAAUGGGAUGGUGAACUGUAAAAUCUCCAACAAUGUCCCCUUUAAAAUAGAGACUAAUUAUAAGAAUUACUAUUCAUUGGUUGUGGAUGGUCCUCUUGACAGAGAGACUUCAUCUCAAUACAAUAUCAGCAUCACUGCAACUGAUGAGGGAAGCCCACCUCUGUCCAGUACCAGCGUUAUUAAUGUACACAUCUCUGAUGUAAAUGAUAACAAACCUCUAUUUACAGAAAGUCUAAUCAGUGUCUAUGUGAAAGAAAACAGUGCAGUAGGAGCAGUUAUCAAAACUGUUUUAGCAGAUGAUGCUGACAUUGAUCAAAAUGGUCAGGUGAGCUAUUCAUUUCUACAGAAUAACAGUGACUCACUGCCACUCUCUACAAUGUUAAACAUCAAUUCAGAGACUGGAGAUAUAAUCAGUCUGCAGUCUUUCAACUAUGAGGAGUUAAAAAUGUUUCAGUUCAAAGUUCAGGCCACAGAUUCUGGUGUUCCUCCACUCAGCAGCAACGUGACUGUCAAUGUUUUAAUUCUAGACGAAAAUGAUAAUAAUCCAACAAUUCUUGCACCAUAUUCUGAGCACGGCUCUGUCAACAGUGAGAGCAUCCCAUAUUCUGCUGAAGCAGGAUACUUUGUGGCAAAGAUCAGGGCUGUCGACGCAGACUCUGGAUACAAUGCACUGCUGACUUAUCACCUGUCUGAGCCAAAAGGAAACAACCUGUUCAGGAUCGGAACCAGCACCGGAGAAAUCAGAACUAAGAGGAGAAUGAGUGACAAUGACCUCAAAACUCACCCCUUGGUGGUGCUGGUCUCUGAUAACGGAGAACCCUCCCUGUCAGCUACUGUGUCUAUUGAGGUGGUGGUGGUUGAAAGCACCGCUGACAUCCACACUCAGUUCAGACAUGUGCCCAUAAAGGAGGACAGUUUCUCUGAUUUGAACCUCUAUCUGCUCAUCGCCAUUGUGUCGGUGUCAGUGAUCUUUCUGCUCAGCCUCAUCAGUCUAAUCGCUGUCAGAUGCCACAGAACAGACGGCAAUUUCAGCAGGUACAGCGCCCCAAUGAUCACCACCCACCCUGACGGGAGCUGGUCUUACUCCAAAGCUACUCAGCAGUAUGACGUGUGUUUCAGCUCAGACACGCUCAAGAGUGACGUAGUGGUUUUCCCCGCACCUUUUCCACCUGUAGAUGCUGAACUGAUCAGUAUUAACGGAGGAGACACUUUUACCAGGACUCAGACUUUACCCAACAAAGAGACGGUGAGUCUAUUUGGACUUUUAUGCAUCUGUAGUGGUUUCUUAUCCAUGAUACAUGUCCGACAUAGCGCUUAAUCCUCUUAACUUCCAUUAGAAAACAAAUCAAAAAAACAUCUACACACAUAUGAGUGGUCUUCUUUAAUGCUUUGCUUACAUUUAUUAUUGGCUUUAAGUGUAAAUAGAACAGGGUGACAAACUGUGACGCACUGAACUUAUUUGACUGAAUGUGUGCUUCUUGCUUCUUGCAAAUGUUCUGGGAUGUGUUUACUAUGCUUAGUGCACUGAUGCACAUCGCUUUCAAUGUUGAAGACUUUGAAAGAGCUCAUCAGUGGUCUUCAAGUAGAUCGAGUACUUACUGUCAUUUGUGAGUAGUUUUAACAAAGACAAGGACCAAUCUCGACUCACAUGUUAAUAAAGAAAAUAGUACAGCCGUAAGAAAUUAGUCACAUUACAGUACAAUGUCCGUAAUUUCCUGAAUGUAAUGAAGUUUUCAUUAAAGGGAUUGGUGGCAUUUUAGUGAAAAUUAGUAAAAUAUGUUUGACACUGGAAUAGAAGUGAUUAAACUUUUUUUGGCAUAGUUAAAUAUGGAACUGCUCAGUUUAGAUGGAAUUCGAAUUCAGAAGAAAAGUUGCUUUUGAAGGAAAUGCCACAAUCAAAGGCUCUGGAUGUUAGUUUGUAAUCGCAUGGUCUCACAAAGACAUAGAGAGGAAUGUGCUAAUGUAAAAAACAUAAGACAUGGGGACAAAAUAAUGUGAGUAUUGUGUAUUCAUAUGUUCAGCAUUUUUUUCAGAUUUCAAAACUGUUAACAUAUAAAAACGGCAAUUGGUUGUUCCUUUGGAUUCUACUGACUACUUUUUCCAACGGAUGACAAGGAAAUUGUCGCACAAACAUAGGGAUCACGAUGAUAACACCUUUUCAAUAUUUCCGACUGAAUAUUUAAGGGAGUAUCUAUGUCGGCAUAUUUGUAAUUUAUGUUUGAAACUGAAUGUAGUCCCUUCAAAUGUCCACAUGGGGACAUUGUAGACCAUGACAUUUAUUCUUUAUCGUCGGAGGCUCACGGCUCCUCCCAGAUUCAGAGGAUGAUGAUGCUUCUCAGACGUUUGAAACAAAGAGACUGAGAUGGUGAAGGAGAAGGACCGGGCGACGUUUCUUGUGGCAGGUUAAAAGCAGUUUCUUGGAAUUUACGAUUGACAUUCGUUUUUCAAUUUUUUUGACGAUAUAGCAAAAAAAAAUUCUCAAUGUAAUUUCUUUGAAUUUUUGGAAGAAUGAAUGUGAUGGGCAGAUCGA
Molecule: messenger RNA, 4457 nt
Organism: Acanthochromis polyacanthus (spiny chromis)
Lineage: Eukaryota; Metazoa; Chordata; Actinopteri; Pomacentridae
Product: protocadherin alpha-9-like
Exons: 1
Coding region: 783-3245 (820 amino acids)
Biological process (GO): homophilic cell-cell adhesion
Cellular component (GO): plasma membrane
Molecular function (GO): calcium ion binding
Source: RefSeq, a predicted model, not a curated record